This is a messenger RNA of Globicephala melas (long-finned pilot whale), 1968 nucleotides long. RefSeq names its product aladin WD repeat nucleoporin (gene AAAS). Gene Ontology annotation, cellular component: nuclear pore. Lineage: Eukaryota; Metazoa; Chordata; Mammalia; Artiodactyla; Delphinidae. Gene Ontology annotation, biological process: nucleocytoplasmic transport. The record is from RefSeq and is a predicted model, not a curated record. Gene Ontology annotation, molecular function: protein binding.
GCUCUGAGCCCCUGGGGCGGUGGGUCACAGUCACUGUGUCGCCAGGGCCGCCGCGCCUCCUGGUGAAGUUAGUGGGGAGUGCGCUAGGCCUGGACUUCAGCCUCCCAAGAAUCUGCAAAUUGUGAAAAACCAUUCAGCAAACCUUAAAUAAGCUGUAUGGGGGAGGCGGUUGUGGAGUAUGAAGACACAGAGCACUGUUCCUUCUCUCCAGGUCACAUUACAGGGAGGCCUAACCCCGUGGGCUCUAGGUUCCGGCGGGCACUGCACUCUCCCUCCCAAGGCCUCCCGCCUGACUUUCCGCCUUCCGGAGGCUUUCCCUCAACUUUCCAGCCAGCUGCCCCUGACACAAUCCUGGGAGAGUUUAAUUGGGUACUGCCCUGAACGUGGCUUAUUUUGGACUUUUCGAGUGCUGAGAUGGAUCAAUCUUCCUGUCCUAAACCUUACUAAGGAUCCCCUGAAGACCCCUGGGAGGUUGGACCAUGGCACAAGAACGGCCUUCAUCCACCACCGGGAACAAGUGUGGAAGAGAUGCAUCAACAUUUGGCGUGAUGUGGGACUUUUUGGUGUGCUGCAUGAAAUUGCAGACUCAGAGGAGGAGGUGUUUGAGUGGGUGAAGACGGCAUCCAGCUGGGCCCUGGCACUCUGUCGAUGGGCCUCCUCCCUCCAUGGGUCUCUGUUUCCCCAUCUGUCUCUCAGGAGUGAAGAUCUGAUUGCUGAAUUCGCUCAAGUCACAAACUGGUCCAGCUGCUGCUUGAGGGUCUUUGCGUGGCACCCACACACCAACAAGUUUGCGGUGGCCCUGCUAGAUGACUCCAUCCGUGUGUAUAAUGCCAACAGCACUAUAGUCCCCUCCCUGAAGCACCGGCUGCAGCGAAAUGUGGCGGCCCUGGCCUGGAAGCCCCUCAGUGCCUCCGUCUUGGCUGUGGCCUGCCAGAGCUGCAUUCUCAUCUGGACCCUGGACCCCACGUCCUUGUCUACCCGACCCUCUUCCGGCUGUGCCCAAGUGCUCUCUCACCCUGGGCACACGCCUGUCACCAGCUUGGCCUGGGCCCCCAGUGGGGGUCGGCUACUCUCAGCUUCACCUGUGGACGCUGCCAUCCUGGUAUGGGAUGUCUCAACAGAGACCUGUGUUCCCCUUCCCUGGUUUCGGGGAGGUGGGGUUACCAACCUGCUCUGGUCCCCGGAUGGCAGCAAAGUCCUGGCUACCACUCCUUCAGCUCUCUUUCGAGUCUGGGAGGCCCAGAUGUGGACUUGUGAGCGGUGGCCUACCCUAUCAGGGCGAUGUCAGACUGGCUGCUGGAGUCCUGAUGGAAACCGCCUGCUAUUCACUGUGUUGGGGGAACCAUUGAUUUACUCCUUGUCGUUCCCAGAACGUUGUGGUGAGCGAAAGGGGUGCGUUGGAGGCGCGAAGUCAGCUACGAUUGUGGCAGAUCUGUCUGAGACGACAGUACAGACACCAGAUGGAGAGGAAAGGCUUGGGGGAGAGGCUCACUCCAUGGUCUGGGACCCAAGUGGGGAGCGGCUGGCUGUGCUCAUGAAAGGAAAUCCACGGGUCCAGAAUGGUAAACCAGUCAUCCUCCUUUUUCGCACUCGAAACAGCCCUGUGUUUGAGCUACUUCCUUGUGGCGCUGUCCAGGGGGAGCCAGGAGCCCAGGCCCAGCUCAUCACUUUCCAUCCUUCCUUCAACAAAGGAGCUCUGCUCAGCGUGUGCUGGUCCACGGGCCGGAUCGCCCACAUCCCUCUGUACUUUGUCAAUGCCCAGUUUCCACGUUUUAGCCCAGUGCUUGGCCGAACUCAAGAGCCCCCAGCUGGGGGCGGAGGCUCUAUUCAUGAUCUGCCCCUCUUUACUGAGACGUCCCCAACCUCUGCCCCUUGGGACCCUCUCCCAGGGCCACCCCUUGGUCGGCCCCACUCCCCUCACUCCCGCAUUCAAUAAUAAAAAGUGUCCUUUUUUUGUUUUCCAUUCGA